Messenger RNA from Pleurotus ostreatus (oyster mushroom), 3402 nucleotides. RefSeq lists its product as uncharacterized. The record is from RefSeq and is a predicted model, not a curated record. Gene Ontology annotation, molecular function: phosphatidylinositol-4,5-bisphosphate binding. The transcript is spliced from 15 exons. NCBI's taxonomy places the organism in Eukaryota, Fungi, Basidiomycota, Agaricomycetes, Agaricales, Pleurotaceae. Gene Ontology annotation, biological process: Golgi to plasma membrane transport; exocytosis. Bases 1 to 3402 code for a protein of 1133 amino acids. Gene Ontology annotation, cellular component: plasma membrane; exocyst.
AUGGCUGACCAAAUCUCUGUGCGGGACCGAAUCAUCAGUUCCGUGUUCUCAAGACGUAACGCAAUGGGUUCUCUGGAAGAAACCUACGUCGGGCAUGUGAAGAUAUGGGAGGACGCAGGCCCAGAAGGAGGCGGAAGAAAGCCUCGAUAUAUUCUGCUCUCACAGGCGAGCAAUGGAAGCGGCUUCAUCCACAAGUCGAAGCUGAAUACGAACGGUUCCUUCUCGGUUGGAAAGACGUGGAGGCUUGCUGAGCUGCACGGCAUCCAAGUUUUGAACCCACUUGCCUUCAAUAUAACGAUAUCCAGGACCUACAGAUGGCAGACCGAAAGCCAGGCAGACCAAGCAAACUUCAUCAAUGCUACAAUCCGCCUAUUCAGGCAAAUCACAAACAAUUCCGUUCCGCUGCAGCUGGAGGGGAUGCAAGAUCCAGAUGCUGCGCCAGCGUCGCGACCGCCUGCUCAGAAUGGACAUAUGCGCCCUCCACCACCGAGAGCCGCUUCUCCGCCGGCUGGAUCGUCGUCAUCACCGUCACGUAGAGUGCCCGUGCAACUUCGCGCCAGGACACCCGAAACAGACCGUGACCCUCCGUCUACGAAUUAUGAUAUGACUUCCUCACAAAGAAUAUCGAACCCGGUAGCCCGUCCUCAACCUCCACCAGUUCGGAACGAGUCGCCAUCCAGGAUGUCACCAGCACCAGCACCAACCACCACUCCCGCCAACCGUGCGAGAGAGUUACCCGUUCCUCGAGUGAGGCCACCAUCCCCUACGCAAUCCAUACCUAGUACACUUCGUCCCGGAAGGGCAAGGCGACCUUCCAAUGCAAAUUCCACGUCAAGUCAGGUACCUUCGUUAAACCUACCAACGCCAACAACACUACGACCCCAUGAUCUAUCUACCUCCCCUACACCGUCGCAAAGCCCAAUCAAUGGCAGCCUUUCCGCUCGAACGCCCCAUGAAGCACCUCACACUCCCUCAUCAGCAUACCCUCCCUCUCCACAUCGAUCACGACCUGCAUCGCCUGCUGUUGAGCCCCCGAGGAGGAACACGCCCUCUCCAAGACCCGUUAUUGUAACUGAACCACAACCCAUGCGGCAAAUCAACCCUAGAGUGUCGUUCUACGAUCCAGCUAAUCAGGCGAUGCUAGACAGACUCGUGGCUGACGGUGAGCAGGAUGGGGAUGGAGAGGACGAGACAGUGCAGGCCACACUCGCAAAUGUGGAAGAGAUGUUGGAAGGAUAUGAAUGGGCUAGUGACGAUGUUAUUGACAGAAAGACCGCCAGAGGCGCAGCCGAUCUCAUUGAAGCUCGCUUGCUGGAUGAGCUCAUGGCAUUGGAAAAGGCCAAUAUCCACUCGUUCCUGGAGUCUGACGAUCGCAUAGACCUUGUUGUUAAGUACAUGGACGACGCGCUGACAGAAUUAGAUGCCAUGGAUAGCCUUCUAUCGUCGUAUAAGAUCCAUCUGAACGCCGUCGGUGAUGACAUCUCAUACAUCCAAUCCCAAGGCCGGGGAUUGCAAGUGCAGACACAAAAUCAACGCGCUCUGCUUGGCGAGCUUGAGAACCUAGUCCAAACUGUUCAAGUCGAUAGACAGGCGCUCCUGAUUCUCACCCAAGAAUCGUUGGAGAAGCCGUCUAGUAUCGAGCGAUUGGAAGAGGCGGCGGCAGAGUUAUACAAAGCACUGCAAGCCGGCCGAGAAACAGAUAUGGCCGCGACGAUGGAGAGGUUGGAAGAGUAUCGAACAUACAACUCGCAAUUCUGUAAACGCGUUCUCGGCUUCCUGAGCAUAAUGUUCACUGCUCAGUCCAAACUACUUCUCGGCGAUAAGAACGGGAUAUCCAAGCCCGAUCGACGUGGACGACCUGCUUUGCUCCCUCACAAGAGCAUGGAAGACUAUUUGGGUCGCUACGCGGGCUUGAUGCUGUAUCUCAAGGAAAUGGACGAGAUUAUGUACGGCAAGCUGUGCGGCGCGUACUUUUCUGCUGUCAGCGAGCUGCAUGCUGAGCAAAUGAAAGCCCUGAUGUCGAUAUAUCUUGGAUACGUCAGGAAGGCGCCGGAAGAGGACCAGGAAAUCACUCUAGGAACGUCAAACACUGGCGGCAACAUCAAAGCUUCUACAGGUAUGCGUCGAGCUGGCACCCUCAUACGAUCUCCUCUCGAAUCCCGACAUCGCGACAAAGAGAAAACCGCCGACGGCGACCUCCGGGCCUCCGAAGCCUUCUCCUUCCUGCUCGAAGAAAUCACGCCCAUGAUCUACCGCGAGAGCGAUUUCAUCACGGACUUCCUCCAGAUCAACGACGCCGCGCUGACGUUCGCUGAUUAUAUGGGGUUAGAUAGCUACUUUAGACGGCAGGCGGGGCGGUCGGCGGGGCUGAGCAUGGGGACGAUGAAGCUUGUGAGGGGGGCUAUGGAUUUGAUAUUUGGGUUCCUGGCAGGCGAGCUGAAGGCGUGGCUGGACCAGGCGUUGCUGAAGGAUCAUAUGGAACUCUUUGGUGUUCUAGCAUGUCUGGAACGCUGUCGAAUAGACGCGAACGAGCGGAACAAUGCGUUCCUUUCGAACCUCUUCGACAAAGCACACAUGCGUCUGAAGGCCAGCCUCGAUCGUCACAUCAACGAUCAAAUUCGGUCUAUUGAGCAGACGAAAUUGACCAGUAAGAAGCGCAGAGGCGUCGCGCCAUUCGUAAAGCAGUUCCCUAUCUAUAUCCGACGCGUCGAGCAGCAACUCAUCGGAACCGAUGACCUCGAGAUCCGGAGCAGCGUCGAUGAUGCCUACGACAAAAUCGUGCAGGCCAUGUUCGACUCUUUGAAGCAAAUGGCAAAAAUGGACGGCGAGGGCGAAGACAAAGGCCAGCUCAACUACCAUGUCAUCCUCAUCGAGAACAUGCAUCAUUUCGUGGCCGAGACGUCGCAGAUGGAAAUCGGAUCGGUGAACGGGUUCUCUCGCAGGGCAGAGACGAUGUACGACGAGAACCUGAAUGCCUAUGUCAAGAUCGUCCUCCGACGACCGUUCGCGAAGAUUAUCGACUACUUCGAGGGCAUCGAGCGACUUCUUAAGAUGACCGCACCUUUGGAUAUCCCAUCCAACUCGUCGUUCAGCAAAUCGGCGCUGAAGAAGGUGGUCAAGGAGUAUACCUCCAAGGACAUCCGGAAGCAGAUCGACGCGCUAUUUAAACGCGUGGAGAAGCAUUUUACCGAAGCUUCCGACGCAAAAGCGUCCGUGGAAGAGACCAGUGGCAUCCCCCCAGGGACUGUCAUGGUCGGUGUAUGGAAAGCCUGCGAAGACGAAGUCCUCAGGAUCACGGACCUUUUCAACAAACGCAUUGCGCAGUGCUACACGGAUACAGGCAUCACGCUCGAAUACACCCCUGGGGACGUCGAGUCUGCGUUCAAGAGGCACGGUAUCUAG